Messenger RNA from Sabethes cyaneus, 434 nucleotides. RefSeq lists its product as uncharacterized. NCBI's taxonomy places the organism in Eukaryota, Metazoa, Arthropoda, Insecta, Diptera, Culicidae. The coding region runs from base 1 to 414 and encodes 137 amino acids. The record is from RefSeq and is a predicted model, not a curated record. The transcript has 2 exons.
AUGACCGUUAACGAGAAAACCCGACUGCUGCCCCAGGAGUACCAGCAAAAAUCCUACGUCAUCUCGAUUCCUCAGGAGGAUUACAACAACAACACCACAACCAGUCUAAUCAGUGAAUAUGAUUCGUGCGCUUUGACGAAAGAAGAGCUAACCAAGUACAUUGAUGACCCAUUCUGGAGCCGUGUGCGACAGAUUUGCUUCUCCCUGUACUGGUUGCUAUGCCUGGUAGCAUUGGCAAUAUCCUGCUACAUUGCCGUGUCAGCGCUGGACUCCAGAUUUUGCGAAACAACAAACAACGGAACUUUUUCGGGAAAUGUGACGACAGUGGGAGAUAUGGCAGCGUCCAACAGCGCCACAGCAGCAGCGACCGAAGAUAUCGGAGUAAUCUUUCGCAUGCUCGGUCAGCCGUCAUAAAACAAUAAGCUUACACUAGA